AUGGAGACGGCACAAGGAGCGCACCUCAAAGGCGGGGGCUUGGCCAAGUCCGAUGACGCGGCGCCGGCCAACGAGCCGCCGCUCUCGGCGCCUGUCGCCGCGCCGGCGGCGGCGCCCGGGCGCGUGGGGUCGAAGCAGCGCCCGGUUUCGAGGGAGCACGGCUCGAAGACGUUGGCGGACUUCGUCACGGGCUCCAAGAGCUUGGCGGAGCUGGUGGAAGUGGUGGCCCCGAGCCGCGUGGACACCGAGGCCAUCAUGGGCCAGGAGUUGGAGAUCGAACAUCCCUGGGCCCGCUUCGCCGUGAAGCUUCUGGAGACCACAGGUGAUGAAAUCGAACAGGUGCCAAGCAGGGAGCAGGAGGACAUCUUGAAGAUGAAGCCGGUGUGGAAGAUCCCCUUGAGCCAAGUCCCCGGCACCGCCCGGAUGUACGAGGUGAGCCUCAUGUCCCCGGACCACACGCUGCGGAUCAACAACGCCCUCACGGACGACAGCUGGCUCCAGCAGUACGUGGUGGGCCCCCGCAGCAGGUGGCAACUCUUUUGGUCCUCCAUUGCCACCAUCCUCAUCCUUUGGGACUUGAUCACUAUCCCUCUGGAGAUGUAUUCGGUGCCGGAGCUGAACGAGGUCCUGGACGGCGUUGGCAUCUUCUCCUUCUGCUUUUGGACCCUGGACAUUCCGCAUCUCAGCUCAAUGAUCCAGGGCUUACCGGACGGUUAA
Messenger RNA from Effrenium voratum, 717 nucleotides. The record is from the annotation of a GenBank genome assembly. Lineage: Eukaryota; Dinophyceae; Suessiales; Symbiodiniaceae.